AUCAUUCCAGAGAGUUGCGUGCUGUGCGUAUGCGCACGGUGUGACAUGCCGAUUCGAGAAAGGUUUGUCAAUCGAGUUCUGGAACGCUCCUACCACACUGAUUGUUUACGUUGCUUUGUGUGCAACGAAGCACUCACAUCGACGUGCUUCAUGAAAGAAGACUCGCUUUUCUGCAAGGAUCACUUCUACAUACGUUUUGGAACCAAGUGCACGCAAUGUGGUGAUGGUAUCAUUCCUGACUCAGCAGUACGAAAAGCAUCAGGUCACGUCUACCACGUUGAAUGUUUUCAAUGUGUGGUUUGCAAGCGAGAAAUGAAAACCGGCGAAGAGUUUUAUCUGAUUCCAGAAAGCGGUCGUUUGGUAUGCAAGAGCGAUUAUGAGCUCGCUAAAGAGAAGCCUAUUGAUUCAGAGAUGGACGUGAGCAAUAAGCGACCAAGAACAACGAUUUCAGCCAAAAGCCUCGAUACGCUUAAACAGGCAUACACAGCAAGCAGUAAACCAGCACGUCAUGUAAGAGAACAGCUUGCGGCCGAAACAGGCCUAGAUAUGAGAGUUGUUCAGGUAUGGUUCCAAAAUCGGCGUGCCAAAGAAAAACGAUUAAAGAAAGACGCCGGUCGUCGAUGGGGACAAAAUGGCAACAUCAAAACAGACAGUGACAGCAACUCACCGUCAGGCAGUGUUAACGGGCAAAGUCCAGUCUAUGGUUUGUUUUGCCGACCUCUCUUGCUCUAUCUACAAUACAUUCUUCCAAAAGUCGACGUUAGAAUUCCGGUUUGA
Angiostrongylus costaricensis is the source of this 777-nucleotide messenger RNA. The record is from the annotation of a GenBank genome assembly. NCBI's taxonomy places the organism in Eukaryota, Metazoa, Nematoda, Chromadorea, Rhabditida, Metastrongylidae.